This is a messenger RNA of Physcomitrium patens, 3860 nucleotides long. The record is from RefSeq and is a predicted model, not a curated record. Lineage: Eukaryota; Viridiplantae; Streptophyta; Bryopsida; Funariales; Funariaceae.
CAUACACCUCUGGUCAGUUCGGUUCAUACUGUACCAUGGACUCCCUCAAGAGUACUUUUCAUUCGUCUCUUGGAAUAAUAUAACACAUCAGUGUUCGUUUCAUCCGUUCCGUCGAGGGUUUCAAGUACACCACACAUCCUCGCCCACUCCUCCCCCUUCGUCCCCUGUUUAUUCCCUUUGCCCUCGCCGCCAAACCCUCGCAGCUGUGUGCUCUCUCCGCGCUUCGAAUUGCUCGAAUCUGCGCUAACAUACACGCAGUGACACCUCUGUGUCGCAUGCAAGCAACGUGAGAGCGAGUAGCCGCUGCGCUAGCAUACACGCCGUGACAUCUCUGUGCCGAAUGCAAUCAACGUGAGAGCGAGGAGCCGCGGAUGAUAGGGAUGAGGAUUGGCAAGAAAAUAACGGCGCAUUGAACACCAUAUCAUAAUUGUAUCCUCGCUUGCCUAGUGUGCAUUCGAAUUGCAAGAUAGGAGCUGAUCUGAAUGAUUUUAAGGACGGAAGAGUAUUUCAACCUGGAAUAUGGUAAUACUCAACUUUAGUCGCGGAUCAGAUCUACUAUAUCUUCAAUCGUGAAAGAGUUGGUGUUCAUUUUGAUGUACUUAAUGACAACAUAUUUCAACGGUGCACAAAGAAAAUUAAACCCUCAUUAAAUUCUUGAGUUACAUUUAAUUUUCAUCACUAGACAUGUGCCAUGGAAGGUCGUAAACUUAAAUGUAUAAUGUCGCUUGUGUAGGUAAGUCAUGUUAUUCAUAUAUUGAUUCAUAUAUUUGUGAUUUGACAUAGUAGAAGCGUUAUUGUUUCUUUCUUUUUAUUAGAAAUUUAAUUCACUUCAAGCUUAUAGCCAUUUACCUCAUUUGUUGUAGAGAGUGAACUUUUUACACAUUGAUUACUUUAGUUGUGUCAUUAGUAUAAUGAGUGAUUAAAGAAACACAAAGGAUUGAAGAAUUAAGAAGAGAUGACAAUUUUAAUAGAGUAGUUUCAUGAUAUAACACAGUUGUAAAAUAAUAAACAAAUAGUCUUGUAAGAUAAUUGAAAGAUGGGUGGUGCAAUGAGAAAAAAUUUUAGUUUAAUGUUUAUCAAAUAUAUGAAUCAAUUUUCUUUGUAUAAAACAUGUUGAAGGAUUGUCGAAUAAAUUAGUUUUGUUAAUGUUUGUAUUGUCUUUGUGAGAAAGUUUUAUGGCAAUCAAAUAACAUUUCAAGAAUCUAUGGUUAUUUGAGUAAACAAAGGAGUAUGGUUAAUAAUCAAAUGCUAGGUAUUUUUUAAGGUAUAAGUAUCAAUCACAAUGAUUUUAUAUAGAUGAUGAGACAUUUGAAAUGAGUGUUUAUUUAUUAUUUUAUUUGUAUGUGUAAAUAGUUAUUGUAUAUAAAAUAAUGAGAGAUAAAAAGUUAUUUAUAAAAUAAUGAGAAAUUUAUUUUGUUCAUAUGUAGUAUAUCAAUAAUAAUUUUGUUAUGUUGAAGACUUUUUUUGGUGACCAAAAGUUAUUGAAAUGUUGCAUAAUGCAUAGGAAGGUUUUAUUUAUGUAAUUGCAAGCACAUUAUACAUAUUUUUAUAUAUUUACCAUGGCUUAUCUAGUGGAGUUUCUUACAAAGUAUGUUUCAAUAUUAAGAGGUUUUUAUUUGCUUGUUGUACAUUUGGAUUUGCAAUUGCUAUGAAAUCUUGUAACAAGUUUGUGGAGGUUAGUGGAGUUGUUUUCAAAACAAGAGAAGUUUAUAUAGGAGAUGUGCUUACUCAAUCCUAUAAUUACAAUCAAGAAAUUGAAGUGUUAAAGACUAAAGUCUUUUUGAAUAGAAAUCAAUGUGCAAAUAUUUGCAAAUCACUUGGUCAUGUUAUCAAAGUAUUUGAAGGCUUGAGAGCUUGUAGCAAUGAAAGAAGCAAAUAUAAAGUUUUAUUUUGUGAAUUUCAAUACACAACAUUAAGGAUGUACAUGGUCAUAAAAGAUUGUGCACAAUAACGAUGGUGUGAAGCAAGUAUCUCUCAAAUGGAGAACAAGGAAAUGUUUAGAGAAUUAUUGUGGGACUUGAAGACUUGUUAUGAUGUGGAAAUUGAUCUACUUUCAAAGGAGUGUCCAAAAAUCUUAGAGGACAUAAUACCAAUAUUGUUUGAUUUUUCUACUUGUGAAGAAGUUAAACAUGAUGGUGAAGAAUUUCACAAAAGAUUGAAUUGUGCAAGUAUAGAUGCGCAAUUUAAAGAUCAUGGAUUGGUAAAAUAUCUACUAGUAAGAUUGAAGGACUUGUGGCUCAUUGAAGGUGGAGAGUUGGAUUCUUUGGAAGUAUUAAGUGAUAUUAAAAGUUUAGAGCUUGUGAAAAAAAUAAAUGAAGGUUCUUAUGGAGAACUCUAUGAAUCAAAGUGGUUUGGACUUUCAACUGCAACAAAAAUUAUGGAUGUUGAGUUUAAUGCAAUGUUCAAGAAAGAAGUGGGUAUCUUAGCUAACACAAGCCAUCCAAACUUAAUCAAAUAUUAUCAUGCAGCAAAAAGUAGUGCAAAUGAGAAUGGGGAGCCUUCAACAAUGAAUAACUCAAGGAGAAAAGUAUAUUUGGUGAUGGAGUUGAUGGAAAGAAGUUUAAGUGAUAUAUUGUAGGAAAAAAGAUAAAUGUUGUAUUACUUUCUUAUUGAUGUUAUUUAUCAAAUUGCAAGAGGAAUGUGUUAUUUGCAUGACAUGCAAAUUACACAUCGAGGCUUAAAGCCAAAUAAUGUGCUACUCAAAAUUAUAGAUGAUGGUAGAUUCAAUAAUGAUUUUCAAUAUGCUAUCGUAAAGUUGAUUGAUUUUGGUUGUUCAAAGAUCAAUGUAGGAAGGAAUCCUAAAGUUAACAAAAAUAAAUACAUGUAUGGAACUUCAAGAUACACAGCUCCAGAGAUAUUAAAAAGUAUAAUGGAAUCAAUUAAGACAUGUGCUUUUGAAGUAGAUUUGUAUUCUUUUGCAAUGACAUGUUCUAAGAUUCUUUCAAGAAAUGAUCCAUUUAAAGGUGUGAUCAAAAUAGAAGAUAUAUUGAAAAGAAUUGAAAAAGGUGGAAGACCAAAGUUACCUUCAAAUUGUGAUGAUUUUAGUAAAUUGAUCCAAGGAUGAUGAUUUUUCAUUAAUUUGCAAAGUUUUGAACCAAUUAAAUUUUCAACCAAAACCAAUGAACUUAGAGGAAGCACAAGAUAUGAUAAAAGAAUUAUUGAUGAUUAAAAAGUUCAUCUUAGUCUUAGAUGAUGUGAAGAAUGAGAGUCAUAUUAAUGAUGUACCUACAAAUAUUCUACAUUCUAACAAAAGUAGCAUAUUAAUUGUGACAACACGAAAUUGGAAGGUGGUAAAAGACCACCCUACAAAAUUUUACAAAUUUGAUGUUAAAAAACUUGACAAAGAUGCAAGUUUGAAGUUGUUUACAACUUAUUCUUAUAAGAAUGAUGAUAAAUUACCUAGAGAACUUAUUGAGAUUGGCAAACAAAUUGUAAGAUCUUGUAAUGGACCACCCUUGAGUUUGAAAGUAAUGGGCUCAUUUUUAAGAGGACAAAAGAGGUUGAGAUGUUGGGAAAGAGCUUUGCAAAAGUUAAGGAGAGGAAGAGAUUUGGAUGGAGAUGAAGAAGAUAGUAAUCACAAGAUAUGGCUUAUUUUAAAGAUAAGUUUUGAUGCCUUGAAAGUUGAAGAAAAGAAUAUGUUUUUGGACAUAUGUUAUUUUCUUUGUAACAAUGUGGAUUGCUUAACAAGCUUGCCAAAAGAAUUAGCAAAUCUUUCUUCUUUGACAAAACUUAAUUUGACAGGAUGCUCAAGCUUAACAAACAUGCCACAUGAAUUGGCAAAUCUUUCUUCUUUGACAAUACUUGAUUUGAGUGAAUGCUUAAGAUUGACAAGCUUGCGGUUAUUGUACUUCAUAGCUUAG